Molecule: messenger RNA, 2648 nt
Organism: Leptopilina heterotoma
Lineage: Eukaryota; Metazoa; Arthropoda; Insecta; Hymenoptera; Figitidae
Product: cytochrome P450 9e2-like
Exons: 1
Coding region: 252-1790 (512 amino acids)
Molecular function (GO): iron ion binding; monooxygenase activity; oxidoreductase activity, acting on paired donors, with incorporation or reduction of molecular oxygen
Source: RefSeq, a predicted model, not a curated record
AUUCAUAUUCCCUGCAGUAAAUAUUAUGAAAUAUAAAAUAAUUACAAAAUUUCUAAUAGAAAAAAAGUGAAGGUAAUAUAAUAUAGAGAUGACGACGCUUGUUUGCAUUAUAAAAUAUUUAAAUCUAACAACUUUUUUAAUCAUUCUGCAUUAAUUAACUAACAAUAUUGCAAUCAUAGCUCUAAGCAUUUUAUCAGUGUAAAACAGUGAUUGAUGAUAAGAACUUAUCAUCACCAACUAAAUCCGUAAAGAUGAUUUUUCAAAUAAUUCAAAUUAUUAUCACCAUCAUAACUAUAAGUCUAGUGAUUUUUAUUCUAAGAACAAUUAAAAAUCAGACAUUUUUUAAACGUCAUGGUGUACCACAUGAAACACCUGCACCUCUUUUUGGAAAUAUGUUAUCCAUAAUUACUAAGAAAGAGAGUAUUAGUGAUGUGAUAAAAAAAUUAUACGACACCCAUUCAAAUGCAAAGUACAUUGGUUUUUAUGAUUUUACAAAUCCAGUAAUAAUAUUGCGUGAUCUUGAAUUAAUUAAAUCAGUGGCUGUUAAAAAUUUUGAAAGUUUUUCGGAUCAUGGUAUAAUGGGACCCAAACCAAAUGAUCAACUAUUUGCUAGAAAUUUAUUUAAUUUAAAGGGUCAAGAAUGGCAUGAUGUUCGAAGUUUACUCAGUCCUGCAUUCACACCAUGGAAAAUGAAAACAAUGUAUAAUCUCAUUUCGAAUAGUGCUGUUAAUUUUGUCGAUUCUCUAUUAAAUGAAAUGGAAAAUAAUAAAAUUAGGGAAAUGAAGGAAGCUUUUUCACGGUGUACUAAUGAUGUAAUAAUUAAUUGUGCUUUUGGUAUAACAGUCAAUACGAUGGAGAAUCCAAAUAAUGAUUUUUACAUUUUGGGAAAAGAAGCGACAAAUUUUGCUAGACUCUAUCUAAAGAUAAUGUUAAUGAGGACAUUUCCAUUUCUUAUGAAUAUUCUCGGUGUUAAACUGUUACGUCAAAAAGUGAAUGAGUUCUUCAAUGAAUCGAUUAGCUCUACAAUUAAUACUAGAGAUAGGUUGCAAAUAUCGCGACCUGAUAUUCUGCAACUUUUAAUGGACUCCAGGAGAGGAAAUACAAAAAUUGAUUUAUCGAUGGAAGAAAUAACAGCUCAAGCAUUUGUCAUCUACUUUGGUGCGUUUGAUACUACGUCAACAACAAUGGCUUUUUUGGCACAUGAACUUGCACUGAAUCAAGAGAUUCAAAGGAAAUUGCAAAAUGAAAUUGAUAUCACAUUUCAAAAUACCAAUGGUGAGCCAACCUAUGAUGAAAUCACUGGACUCGAGUAUUUGGAUGCAAUUUUAAAAGAAACUAUGCGAAAAUAUCCAUCUUUCGCUGCACUUGAUAGGAUUUGCACGAAAGAAUUUGAACUUCCUCCUUCAAUUCCGGGAGGAAAGUCAAUUUUAAUAAAACCUGGAAUGAUGAUUUGGAUUCCAGUUGUAGGUUAUCAUUAUGACACUAAUCAUUACGAAAAUCCAGAGAUUUUUAAUCCAGAUCAAUUUUUAAAAUACAAUUCAGAAAACAGUAAGGAAACAUUUUUCUCAUUUGGAAUCGGUCCUAGACAAUGUAUAGGGAGUAGAUUUGCAAUGUUGGAAAUGAAAAUAGUAUUUUUUCAUUUGUUAUCUCAUUUUAAUUUCAAAGUUUGUUCUAAAACCAAUAUACCUAUACCGUUGAGUACAAAAUCGGUAGGAUUUGGUGCAAGGGGUGGUUACUGGAUAGAAUUAGAAAAAAGGGAAAAUAAAAACGAUAAAUCAGUUUCAAUGUGAUGAAAUAUUUUUGCAAAAUAUUGUAAAUGAAAGUUACCUUAUUAGAUUAACAUUAUUAAUCAAAUUCUAAAUUCUCUUUUUAUUUUACUCCAUUGGGACGAAACACAAUUUUGUUAUAUUAAUUUUAAUACAAUAGAUAAAUGUUGUUGUGUCAAAUUUAUUUUUGAAUAAAUCAGUAAACUCUGUGAAUCCAGAAAUAUUUAAUCCAAAUCGAUUUUUUAAAGUGGUAGCUUUAAGUAGUAGUAGUAGUAGUAGUAGUAGUCAAAAUAUAAUGAAUAAUGUUCCAUUGGGAAGGUAAUUAAAUUUCCUAUUGAUCCACAGGUCAUAGAAUAAAAUUCAAUGGAAAUUGAGUUACUUUAGUCACUUUAACUAUUUUUUACUACAUUAAACAGUAAGAAAGGUGUACGUUUUAAUUUUUUUAUUGAUUGUCUAUUUCAUUACGAAACAUUUGAGCCCUUGUGGACCUCGAUUGGAUUAAAAAUAACAAUUCUAUAAUCAAAGGAUUGCAAAGUUGCUGAUCUCGAAUCCAAUGUCAGUUUUUCAAAUUUCAAAAUGGCGAAUCCAAAAUGGCAGACAAGUUUUAAAAAUCAAAUUCGUCUCAAAAUUUGUAACUUGGGGGUUUCCGAUGUCGCUGAUUACGAAUCCAAUGUCAGAUUUCAAAAAUUGAAAAUGAUGGAUUCAUUAUGGUGGGCGAGUUUUUUAAAGAUCCAUCAAAUUCGCACCUAUUGAAUCCACCUUAUUGAAUUUUCGAAAUCUAAUAUCGGAUUCGUAAUCAGCGACUUCGAAAACCCCCAAGUAACAAAUUUCAAACGAAUUUGACAGAUUUAUAAAAAUCUAGCCGCCAUAUUGGAUCCGCCA